AUGUACCUGAUGCCUGAAGGCAACUUCAAGACUGUACCUUCUGCACUUCUAGAAACUUACUUCAGUGCUCAUGGUGGCCUUAGAAACUGUGAAACUAGAUGUUCCUCAAGAAUUUUAUGCAUUGCAUAUGAAGUCUUGCAAGGUUUGCAAUAUAUGAACAAACAUGGGAUGGUCCACCGAGCUCUCUCCCCUCGCAAUAUUCUUUUGGAUCGAAAGGGACAUGUCAAGUUGGCUAAAUUUGGACUUUACCAUAUGACUGCUCAAGGUGUUGAUGUUGAUUUUCCUAUAGGGUACCCGUCUUAUCUGGCGCCUGAAGUAAUUGCACAGGGAAUAGUCAAACCACGUGAUCAUACUCAGUGUGAGAAGCCUCUGCCUUCUGGCCCUAAAUCAGAUCUCUGGUCUCUUGGCAUAAUACUAUUUGAGCUUUGUGUGGGGAGAAAAUUGUUCCAGGCUUUGGAGAUAGCAGAAAGAUUAAAAUUUGUAAUUACACUAGGCUAUGUAGAUGAUAUUGUAACUGUAUUAGCUGAAGAACAUGGUUGCCUUGAUAUUAUUAAGGAUCUUUCUGAAAAUGUCGUAACUCUGCUGAAAAAAUGCCUUACAUUCCAACCUUCUAUGAGGCCAACUCCGGAGGAAUUGAUGCGUGACUGUUUAUUCAGUGAAGUAUCUUUGGCAUACCCUCCCUUUCUCAAACCUGCUGGACUGUUCUCGUCCUCUCCAAGGUGUGCUGACUUAACGCUGCCUGAAGACAUAAGUCAGUUAUGCAAAGAUGAAGAUAAUGAUUACCUUGCAGAAAGAUCAAUUGAAGAGGUUUAUUAUCUCUGGUGUCUGGCUGGAGGAGACUUAGAGAAAGAACUUGUCAACAAGGAAAUCAUUCGAUCAAAACCUCCUGUCUGCACACUUCCCAACUUUGUGUUAGAAGAUGGUGAAAGCUUUGGGCAAGGACGAGAUAGAAGUUCCCUUCUAGAUGACACAACUGUGACUUUGUCUCUGUGCCAGCUCCGAAAUAGACUGAAAGAUGUUGGUGGGGAAGCAUUUUAUCCAUUACUUGAAGAUGACCAGUCAACUUUACCUCAUUCAAAUAGUAGUAGUGAGCUGUCUGCAGCUGCCAAUCUACCUCUGAUCAUCCGGGAGAGGGACACAGAGUAUCAGCUAAACAGAAUUGUUCUGUUUGACAGACUGCUGAAGGCCUACCCAUAUAAGAAAAACCAAAUCUGGAAAGAAGCCAGAGUUGACAUCCCUCCUCUCCUGAGAGGCAUGACCUGGGCUGCUCUGUUGGGUGUUGAGGGUGCCAUUCAAGCAAAAUAUGAUGCCAUUGAUAAAGACACACCGAUUCCUACAGACAGACAAAUUGAAGUUGAUAUUCCUCGUUGCCAUCAGUAUGAUGAAUUGCUGUCAUCACCAGAGGGUCAUGCAAAGUUUAGACGUGUAUUGAAGGCCUGGGUUGUUUCCCAUCCUGAUUUGGUAUACUGGCAAGGUCUCGAUUCUCUUUGUGCACCAUUCCUAUACUUGAAUUUUAACAAUGAAGCUCUGGCAUAUGCUUGCAUGUCUGCUUUUAUACCCAAGUAUUUGUAUAACUUCUUUCUGAAGGAUAAUUCUCAUGUUAUCCAAGAGUACCUAACGGUGUUUUCUCAGAUGAUUGCAUUCCAUGAUCCAGAGCUGAGCAACCACCUUAAUGAAAUUGGUUUCAUUCCUGAUGUAAGUGCUGAGCAUUCUUAUAAAUAUUGCUCGAAGUAUAAGAAGGAAAAAUUAGGACAGUUAAGAUGAGAUGUUUUUCAAAAC
Molecule: messenger RNA, 1779 nt
Organism: Meleagris gallopavo (turkey)
Lineage: Eukaryota; Metazoa; Chordata; Aves; Galliformes; Phasianidae
Source: RefSeq, a predicted model, not a curated record